AUGGGCUUAGGAUUGGGUUCAGCAAUUGAUGUUGCAGUCACUAUUAAUGCUUCUCUAUUUCCAGGUAAUCAUCAUCAUCAUAACAGUAAUAAUCACUCAUCAGACACAAAUCGGCCAACGCGAUACCCUCAGCCUACAAAUGCAGCAGCAGCAGCAGCAGCAGCAGCCAUGGCAUCAGUAGCUCCACCACCGUUGAAAGACCUGGAAAUUCGUCAGGUAGAGGGGAAUGAUGGCCCACAAGGUAGGUCAAAUGAAGUUUUGGAUAUCUAUGUGCAUUUUGUGUACUUAUUACAUAACAUUCGUGAUAUAGCCAUACGAGUCCCACGUGAUUUGCAGAUUCCAUAUGAAGGAACAGUUAAACAGAAUAAUUCUUAG
This is a messenger RNA of Heterobilharzia americana, 375 nucleotides long. The record is from the annotation of a GenBank genome assembly. Lineage: Eukaryota; Metazoa; Platyhelminthes; Trematoda; Strigeidida; Schistosomatidae.